AGUUUCGCCCUGUAUGUGUGCAUGGGUUUUUUUCUCUCUCUCAAUCUGUCCCUCAUAUCACGCCGCCAUAGAUAGGAUUGGUUUGUCUUGUAAUGGAGGCUGCAUUAAAUGACAAGGUAUAAUGAGUAUUCGCCAUUUUCAAUUUCCAUCAUUACACAGAUUUUAUAUCCUACAAAGUGAAAACUCACUUUCUCUCAACCGACUCAUGAGAGAUAAAGUCCUUGCCUUUCUGGUUUCCCUCUCUAGUCUCUGCCUUCACUGUUCUACUUGCACUACUGGGUUCCCUUGACCUUCUCUUUAAUUCUUCUGCACUGUUCAAUUUCAUAAGGGGAAAAUUUUGAUUUUGCUGUUUCCUUAAUUUUUAGUAUUUAUAAGGCAGGCUGUUUCAAUUCCUCUGGAGACCAAAAUUUCCCUUUGCAUUGUGGCUUUUUGUCUCUUCUUCUACUUCCUCAAUGGCUUCCCUGCCUCCAAACCCUAACCCUAACUCCAAACGCCUGAACCCACACGCCGCACCUUUUAUCAAACCAUCAUCGCUUCCUGAGACUGGGCUCUUGUUACCGUCAAGGCCCUUUUUUUCUGGUAACCUUUCACAAGCAGCGGCUCAGCCUAUGCGUUUGGCUGCACAUGGAUUCGUUUGCUACUCAGAUUCUGUGCCCAUGUCAGCUUGGGGAUGCGCAGCACCAGCAACAAUGGUUUACUACAACACCUAUAAGCAGCCAUUGCCAGCUAACUCGAUGUCGUUCUAUGCCGGGCAUGUGGACAAGGAAUCAGGGAGCUGCAACGCGAAUGCACAACCAGCAGUGGAUAACCUGAAGCCAUUCUACCCUGGCAGUGAGCAUCAGAAAGGUUUUGGUGCAAUGCGGGAUUGUGGGUUCUAUGGGUGUAGAAAAAAGACAGAAGAAAAUAGUCAUUCGCUGAGCCAUUUAGCUUUGAGGUUGAGGUCAAAGAAAAGAGACAGAAGGGGCUCAUAUGGAGAACGAUUAUGGGUACCGAAGCAGUUCUCUUUGGACAUGAAUAGUGAUGGCGCUGGCGUUGGAAGCAAGUUACACAAGAAGGGGGAUGGUGAUAUUGAUGGUGAUGAUGUUCGAACUCUUUCUCCUUCUGAUAAUAAAAUUGAACUCGAGGGAAAGACCAGUCUAAUGAUAAAAAAUAUUCCAAAUCAGUUUCAAAGGCACGAUCUGCUUCGUAUUCUGGACAAGCACUGCCUGGAAGAGAACAGAAAGGCUAAGUCGCGCUCUGAUCCUUUCAAGUCUGAGUACGAUUUCCUCUAUCUGCCUAUGGACUUCAGGAAUCAUUCAAAUUUAGGGUAUGCAUUUGUAAAUUUUACAAAUGCUGUUGCUGCUUCAAGGUUUUGCAAGACCUUCAACAAGUACGAGUGGGAAGUUUCUUUCAACAAGAAAACAUGUGAAAUCUCUUGUGCUGUAAUCCAAGGCAGAGAAGCCCUCAGAAAUCACUUCAAGAACUCGGUAUUCUAUUGUCACACCAAUGGAUAUUUGCCAGUGGUUCUUUCACCUCCACGGGACGGCUUGGUUCAAUCUAGGCCUGUUGUUGUUGGUAGGCGGGCGGGCGGGCCAUCACCGCCAGGAAGAGGCGCAGCCAGUCAAAAGAAGCCUUGAACAACACUACUAAAGUCCCACAUCCCCCACCCAAAAACAAAAGGAAGAAAAACAGAACAAGAUAUAUAUUGAGGUCCUCCAAGCUAAGGAUCAGUAGUCCUAACAAGCUAUGUUGUUGGAUUCGGUGCCGGCGGCUAAACCUAUUUGUAGAGCUAAUGAUUAAUGAACUUCUGCGGAGUAAUGGAAUGACCUUUGUUUACGUUCUUUCCCAGAUAGGAGAUGGAGCUUGUAUAUGGUAGUCAUUCCGCAUUUUCUUUUUGAGAAUCCUGUGUUUCAUUUUCUCCCUAGUUGCCUUUGGUGCAAAUUUGGUGUCAAACUCGGGUGAAUUGGAAACAUCGGAUUGGGGUUUAGUAUUAGCUUUGUAGAAGAGGUGCGAGUAAAGAAACUAUGUAUAUUAUGUUUGGAUGCUUCUAA
This is a messenger RNA of Hevea brasiliensis (rubber tree), 2030 nucleotides long. Its product is annotated as protein MEI2-like 3. The record is from RefSeq and is a predicted model, not a curated record. Lineage: Eukaryota; Viridiplantae; Streptophyta; Magnoliopsida; Malpighiales; Euphorbiaceae. The transcript has 4 exons. Gene Ontology annotation, molecular function: nucleic acid binding. Bases 453 to 1616 code for a protein of 387 amino acids.